AAAAUGUCCAUAACAACGCUCUACACUUCAGCCUCAUGUAAUCGGACGCCGGAUUCAUUGGAUUGGGGCGAUGAUGGGUUGAUUUACUUCGCCGCCAACAACGCUAUUGCCGUGUUUGAUCCAAAGUACCAUGGCUCCGUAAAAAUCGUGCGCACGCUGACGGGACACACGGCUAGGGUGAAUACAGUGCGAGUAGUUCACAAUGCUAGCGAUUGUCUCGGAGGAAUCGACCUCAUCAGUGGUUCCGACGAUAGUACAUGUAUACUGUGGAACACCAAGGAUGCAUCCGUACCUCUAGCAAAUGCGCGAUUUGUGCUGAAAGGCCACACGAACAGCGUGACGGUAGCAGAAGCUUUUGUUGAUACAACGCACAAUCUGAUCGUCGCUACGGGGUCAGUGGAUAGCUCGAUCAAGUUGUGGCACGCUGAAAAUGAAACCGAAUUCGCAUGCUUUCAAACGAUCGACUUGCGGUCGGGACUGACGUUUGGAAUGAAGUUGUUCGGUUUGCCCCAAUCCAACGCCACCGUGCUCGCAUACACCACCGAUACGGACGUCGUUAAUUUGUGCGUUAGACAAGAGGAGGGCGAUUCUUUCCCCAUCUUUGUCCAUGUCGAACAGUUGAAAGGACACUGCGAUUGGGUCCGUGGUUUGGACCACAUCCGGCUACCAGACAGUGAGGAUUGCUUACUAGCCAGCUCAUCUCAGGAUACAUUCAUCCGAUUGUGGCGAAUUUCGCCCAGAGCUUCAUUGCAGAAGCAGAAACAGAUCGAUGAAAUCCUUCUAGACGAGGACAUUACGCUCGAGGAACGCACAUUUACCGUUCGUACUGCUUCUGGAAGCGAAUACCACUAUGCUCUGUCCCUGGAGUCCGUACUUCAAGGGCACGAAGGGUGGGUGUACGGAGUGCACUUCCGCAUACGCGACAACCAGCUACAUCUGCUGUCGAGUUCGAUCGACAAAACCCUUACCGUAUGGACACCUUCCGAGAGUGGCGUUUGGGUUGAGAGUGUUCGCGUGGGCGAAGUUGGAGGCUCAUCGCUCGGAUUUUAUGGUGGUAAAUUGUCGCCUGACGGUCGGUCCAUCAUCGGGCAUGGAUUUCAAGGAAGUUUUCAUCUGUGGCACGAAGAUCCCGCGCAGCCGGGCCUCUGGAACCCGGGGACGAUCAUCGGAGGGCAUUUUGGUGGAGCGAGAGACCUUGCUUGGGACCCAACCGGAGGAAUGUACGUGAUGACGCUCUCAGCGGAUCAAACCACACGUGUCCACGCCCCGUGGCUCCGCGGCGACGAAGUUACUUGGCACGAAAUAGGCCGCCCACAGGUGCACGGUUACGAUAUGCAAUGUUUAACGUUGCUCUCGCGCUAUCGGUUGGCGAGUGCGGCUGAGGAGAAAAUAAUACGAAUUUUUGAAGCCCCAUCCAAUUUCGUGCAAAAUUUUCGAACACUCUGUGGCAUUUCUGACGAUUCGGAGGGCGAUGAGAUUGUAAAAAGUCAGCCUAUGGGAGCAUCUGUACCGUCUUUGGGCCUUUCCAACAAAGCGGUAUUUGAGAUUGAGCAACCCGAAACGGAAACCCGCCAUAUUAAGGAUAUGUACCCGGAACAUUAUUUCAGUCCGAUUACUAUGAGCUCACCGCCGGCAGAAGAAACGCUUAUGCAAAACACGCUGUGGCCAGAAGUCCAGAAGCUUUAUGGUCAUGGAAAUGAAAUUUACGCAAUUGCAUGUACCUAUGAUGGGAGCCUCAUUGCGUCUGCUUGCCGAGCGACCUCAGCAGAUCAAGCUCAGAUUAUACUCUGGGACACAAAUACCUGGCGAAUCGUACAGCAGCUGACUGCCCAUCAAUUGACAGUGACACAGCUUGCAUUCUCGCCCAAUGGACAAUUUCUUCUAUCUGUGUCUCGCGAUCGAACGUUUUCCGUAUUUCAUCGGGUAGCAGUAGAACAGGAAAGGAAAGAAUUCAAGCUGUUUAUGCGCUCCGACAAAUCAAAAGGAGUGCACACGCGCAUUAUUUGGUGCUGUGACUGGUCGCACGACUCGGAAACGUUUGUUACGGGUUCUAGGGAUGGAAAGGUGGUGGCCUGGACGAAGUCCCAGGAACAAUCAAGUGGAUCGGCGACCCAUUUCAUACAGAAAGCUAUUUUGGAGCUCAAAAAUGAAUCAAUAACAGCUGUCGCAUUUGGCAGAAUGAUGCUUUCGGAAAAACGGUACUUGGUGGCCGUUGGAUUGGAGAGUGGUGCAAUCAAAUUGUACACGCUAGGACAGUGGGAUCUGCAGCUAACUAUUGCUGAAAAAGAUGCACAUCAUAUGACGGUCAAGCGCCUUUCAUUCCGACCACACGUGGCGAACCACCAACUGGCAAGUUGUGGUGAGGAUGGUCUAGUUCGAGUUUAUGCUAUAGAAGUAUAG
Anopheles nili is the source of this 2400-nucleotide messenger RNA. It is a transcript of the gene Elp2, whose product is annotated as elongator complex protein 2. Gene Ontology annotation, biological process: tRNA wobble uridine modification. The coding region runs from base 4 to 2400 and encodes 798 amino acids. Lineage: Eukaryota; Metazoa; Arthropoda; Insecta; Diptera; Culicidae. Gene Ontology annotation, molecular function: protein binding. Gene Ontology annotation, cellular component: elongator holoenzyme complex. The record is from RefSeq and is a predicted model, not a curated record. The transcript has 5 exons.